This is a messenger RNA of Nanorana parkeri, 2931 nucleotides long. It is a transcript of the gene AFAP1, whose product is annotated as actin filament associated protein 1. Gene Ontology annotation, molecular function: SH3 domain binding; SH2 domain binding. Bases 36 to 2495 code for a protein of 819 amino acids. The record is from RefSeq and is a predicted model, not a curated record. The transcript has 18 exons. Lineage: Eukaryota; Metazoa; Chordata; Amphibia; Anura; Dicroglossidae. Gene Ontology annotation, cellular component: cytosol.
UCCUCCCCGGGACAGCUGGAUGCAGCAGAUCAGCCAUGCAGAAGCACUGCAGAGACAUGGAAGAGUUGUUAGUAGAGCUGCGCUUGUUUCUACAACUAUUGGACCAUGAAUAUCUGACUACCACUGUUAAGGAGAAGAAGACUGUGAUAAGCAACAUACUGCAGAGGAUACAGUUAUCCAAAGAAUUUGAGGUGAAGAAUCAUGUUCACAAAGCUGAGACGUUGAGCAGUGUGCCGGCCCCGCCGCAAAUGCCUCUUCCUGAAAUCCCCCAACAAUGGCUGCCUCCAGACAACGGACCUCCGCCAUUACCGACAUCAUCCCUUCCAGAGGGGUAUUAUGAAGAAGCUGUACCUCUCGGCCCCGGAAAAGCUCCAGAGUACAUCACCUCCAACUAUGAUUCAGACGCUAUGAGCAGUUCGUAUGAAUCUUAUGAUGAGGAGGAGGAAGAUGGAAAGGGGCAGAAGAAGAGGCUUCAGUGGCCGUCAGAGGAAGCGUCAAUGGACUUGGUGAAAGAUGCGAAAAUCUGUGCAUUCCUCCUGCGGAAGAAGAGAUUCGGGCAGUGGACCAAGCUGCUGUGUGUCAUCAAAGACAACAAACUGAUGUGCUACAAAUCUUCCAAGGACCAGCAACCUCAGAUGGAGCUGUUGUUGAAUGGCUGCUCGGUGUCCUAUGUGCCAAAGGACAGUAAGAAGAAGAAGCACGAGCUGAAGAUCACCCAUCAGGGGACGGAUGCCUUGGUUCUUGCCGUCCAGAGCGAGGAACAAGCUGAACAAUGGCUGAGGGUGAUAAAAGAAGUGUGCAGCAGCUUUAGCGGACCUGUGGACUCGGAUGGGCAGUCUUCAAGCUCUCCACUACCAAAGACAGAACUGGAAAAGAAACUGUCAACAGAGAGACCCAGCUCUGAUGGGGAAUGUCAUGCUGAGAACGGCACUGCGGUUGUCAAUGGAAAAGAGCCUGUGAAAAGGAAAAAAAGUUCAAAAGCUGAGCCUAAAGGUGUAGUAACUAAAGUAACAGGAAAGAAGAUCACCAAAAUAAUUGGUCUGGGGAAGAAGAAGCCCAGUACAGAUGAGCAGACGUCAUCGGCAGAAGAGGAUGUCCCAACUUGUGGAUAUCUAAAUGUCCUCAGCAACAACCGCUGGAGAGAACGCUGGUGUCGGGUGAAGGACCACAAACUCAUCUUCCACAAGGACAGGACUGACCUGAAAACACACAUAGUCUCCAUACCUCUUCGAGGGUGCGAAGUUAAUACUGGCCUCGACUCUAAACACCCACUGGCGUUCCGACUGCUGCGGAAUGGACAAGAGGUGGCUGUACUGGAGGCGAUUUCUUCAGAAGACAUGGGCCGGUGGAUAGGAAUAUUAUUGGCUGAAACCGGUUCUUCUACUGACCCCGGAGCCCUGCAUUAUGACUACAUUGAUGUGGACACCACAGCCAACGUCAUACAGACUGCCAAGCAGUCUUUCUGUUUCAUGAACAGAAGGGUAAUAUCCACUAAUCCUUAUCGAGAAGCCCCUACAAAUGGCUAUUCCUGCCCCAGCGGCCUGGCUCUUCACUAUGAUGAUGUUCCAUGUAUUAAUGGAUUGUGGAGACCGGAUGAGGACUUUGCUCACAGAAAGAAAGAAGAGGUGCAUUAUGAUGAAGCAGAUGUGUACGAUAACUUGCCAUCUCCGAAAAUCUUUGCACGCUACUCACCUGCUGACAAAAAGGCCAAUAGGUUAUCCACUGACAAACUGUCUCCUAACCACUACAAAUCUCCUGUUUCCUCCAGUCUAUCUUCUCAGUCUGUCACUAACAACUCUUCUCUGGGGAGGGCAUCCCUUGCUUUAUCUAUACAGCUGAAGAGCAAGAAACCGCCUGCAGGUAUCAAUGGAAUUGUAUCAAAAUCAAGAGUAGCCAACAACCAGCAAAAGAAAACCAAUCCGACCACUACUGUAAAACGCACAGCCUCCAAUGCUGAACAAUAUAAAUAUGGGAAGAAUCGGGUGGAGGCAGAUGCUAAGAGACUUCAGGUCACAGAGGAGGAGCUGCUGAAAAAGAAAGAGGCUCUUCGAAACAGACUAGCCCAGCUCCGCAAAGAGAAACGAGACACAAGAGCAGCAAUUGAAGCCAAUGCAGGAAGAAAAUCUCAGGUCUUGCUGGAGGAGAAGCUGAGAAAGCUGGAGGAUGAGUGUAAACUGAAAGAGGGUGAACGAGUAAAUCUGGAGUUGGAGCUGACAGAGGUGAAGGAAAGUCUAAAGAAGGCCAUGAAUGGUGGGAUCACACUGGGUCUUGCUAUCGAACCCAAAAAUGAGACCUCAAGACCGCAGUCUCCAGUCCUCAGGCACAGAACAGUGGAGAACUCUCCAAUCUCCAGCUGUGAUACAAGUGAUGUGGAAUGUUCCCUACCAGUAAAUAGUGCCUCAGCAUUAAAACGGCAACCUGCACCAAAAAACUCCCCGGUACGAGGACACGUUCUAAGGAAAGCAAAGGAAUGGGAGCUGAAGAACGGCACAUAAACCUCACAACACCUUUCGUGCAGGAGCCUUAACCAGCGUGGACCAAGAGACAAUACAACUCAGCGUUUCCAGUACAUGAGUACUUUGCUUGUUUGUUGUGGAGAAUCAGCCACACAUCACAGAGCAGCUGUGAAGAGGGUUGUCUCAGUGGACCAAUUAUUCUGCCUUGUGAAGACAGGUCCAUUCUCUGUGCUGCCGGCCUUGUGACCAGCCGACCUCUGCUGACAUUACCACUGCGUGCGAGUUGCUGUAAUGUUACAUGCACAACUUUCUGGCACAUAGCAGGGAACGACCUGGAAUACCACGAAUACUAGUAACACUCCCACUGCUGCAUGAAUUGUCUUCAUUCUAUUGUUGCUUUCCUGUCUGUUGUUUGUGUUAAGGACUGAAAUGUUCAGAGGUUCUCAGUGAUAGAAUGCUAUCGGUCACUGCCAAA